AUGUAUAUAUAUAUACCCCUCACGACCGCAAGAUGCCAUACAAAGUUUCCCCGACGGCCUAAAGACAACAGGCCAACACCCCCUCUCUACGACCAUCUCCAGCCCUUCGAACGCUUCCCCAAGGAAAUCACAGGCCCUACGGUCUGGACAGCAGCCGAGUACCGCGAUCACCCCGAGAAAUGGACGCACCGGUUUACCCCAGAGGAAUUGGACGAGCUGAGUCGCGCAGGGGAUGAGUUUAUCAACAACAAGAUUCCCUUGACGGGGAUUUCAAAGAAAAACUUCCCGCUCCCAAACCUAAGCACCCACCUGCACUCCCUCCGCAACGACCUCCUCAACGGCCGGGGCUUCAUCCUCUUCAAGGGUCUCCCCGUCACCCAGUGGGGAAACCACAAAUCCGCCGUCGUGUACAUGGGUCUCGGGACGUACCUGGGCUACUUCGUCAGCCAGAACAGCCGCGGCCAUGUCCUCGGCCACGUCAAGGAUCUAGGCGAGGAUCCAACGCAGAUCGACAAGGUACGCAUCUAUCGUACCAAUGCUAGACAAUUCUUCCACGCCGACGACGCGGAUAUCGUCGGCCUCCUGUGUAUCGCGCGCGCCCUCGAAGGCGGCGAAUCGGACAUCGUCUCCUCACAUACCGUGUAUAACAUCCUGGCGAGGGAGCGGCCCGACGUGCUCAAGACGCUAACGCAGCCGAUCUGGUAUUUUGAUCGCAAGGGCGAGACCUCCAAGGGUCAGGAGGAGUAUAUUCGGACGAGUGUGGUGUAUCUUGAGCGCGGAGACAACCCGCGCGUGUAUACCAAGUGGGAUCCAUACUACGUCCGCUCGCUGACCCGCUUCUCCGACGCGGGAAUCAUCCCCCGCUCCAUCCAGGUGCUCGAGGACACCUGCCUCCAAAACGCGCUGCAUAUGGUUCUGGAGGUCGGCGAUAUUCAGUUCCUGGCUAACUCGCAUGUGCUGCAUGCGCGGACGGCGUACAGGGACCAUGCGCCGCCGGCGCCGAGGCGGCAUCUGAUGCGGUUGUGGUUGGCGACGCCGGAGGAUGAGGGCGGUUGGAGGUUGCCGUUUUGGGAUAGUAAUGAGAAGAAGCGAGGGGGGAUUCAGGUGGAUGAUCAGCCGCCGGUGGCGCCGUUGGAUGCGGAGUAG
Molecule: messenger RNA, 1146 nt
Organism: Aspergillus novofumigatus IBT 16806
Lineage: Eukaryota; Fungi; Ascomycota; Eurotiomycetes; Eurotiales; Aspergillaceae
Product: TauD/TfdA family dioxygenase
Exons: 6
Coding region: 1-1146 (381 amino acids)
Molecular function (GO): oxidoreductase activity
Source: RefSeq, a predicted model, not a curated record